CUUAUUCCAUGUUAGCAGCUAAAAAAGAAAGAGUUGAAGUAAUCUCAUCAAGGGUGGAUGGAAUGAGAGUGAGAGGGAGAGGGAGAGGGAGAGAGAUCGAUGGAGAGAAAUGAUGAUCAAGUACUUCCCAAACAUCAAGAAACCUCAUCAUCUCUCCUCUCUCAAAACCCUAAACUCGAAAUCCCCUCAGCCUCAGACUUUCCUAGAAAUCAUCAUGACAGGCUGAAGAGGGAUGAGUGGAGUGAAGGCGCGGUUUCCAGCCUGCUCGAAGCUUACGAGGCUAAAUGGACCCUCAGAAACCGGGCCAAGCUCAAGGGCCAGGACUGGGAGGAUGUGGCCAAGCAUGUUUCGGGUCGGGCCAACGGCUCCAAGUCCGCCAAGACCCAGACCCAGUGCAAGAACAAGAUUGAGUCCAUGAAGAAGAGGUACCGGUCGGAGUCUGCCGCCGGUGAUCCCUCCUCUUGGCCGCUUUAUCCUCGCCUUGAUCUUCUUCUUCGUGGGAAUGGUACUGGCCCAGCUGCAGCUUCGGCUUCUGCUGCCAAUCCUCCUCCUCCUCCUGUGGUGACGGUGGAGUUGCCAUCAUCAGCACCGCCACCUCCGGCGCCGGCGGUCUUGGAGCAGGGGAGCGUCGGGCAGGACUCGCAUGGUACGAGUGGUGGUGAUCGGCUGGUUAAGGAAGAUGGCUGCAAUCACGCCGGCGCCAAACUAAGCAAUGUUCAAGAAUCUGAAAAGAAUCCGAUUGACGACACAGACAGUACUACUCCAGCAAUUUACGCCGAGAAGGAAAAUCCCAGCAGAAAACCCUGUUUGAAGGCUGAGCGGAAGGGAAAGGCAAUGAAGAAGCGGAAGACUAGGGAAGAGUAUUGGGAGAUAGGGGACAGCAUUCGAUGGCUGGCGGAAGUGGUGGCGAGGUCGGAGCAGGCACGAAUGGAGACGAUGAGGGAGAUCGAGAGAAUGAGGGCUGAAGCUGAAGCCAAGAGAGGGGAAAUGGACCUCAAGCGGACGGAGAUCAUUGCUAGUACUCAACUCGAGAUAGCUAAGCUAUUUGCGAGAGGAUCAGUUGAUUCUUCUUUCAAGAUUGGGAGAAGUUGACAUGACAUGAUCCUUACUGUUUUUCUUUUUUACGUGUAUUGAUAGCGUUUAUGUAGUAGAAAAAUGAAGGGUUAAUUGUUAGUAUAGGUAGUUGUAAUAGGAGAUCAUAUAUAUGUGCAUUUGAGUAUGCAGUAAGUUUGUCUUAGUGUGGGAUUGAGAUUAAAAAUAACUCGACUUAGAUUUCAUUAUAAAAUAAUUCGACUCAAAUGGUUGAGCCAUCA
This is a messenger RNA of Sesamum indicum (sesame), 1313 nucleotides long. Its product is annotated as sequence-specific DNA binding transcription factor. The record is from RefSeq and is a predicted model, not a curated record. Lineage: Eukaryota; Viridiplantae; Streptophyta; Magnoliopsida; Lamiales; Pedaliaceae.